Messenger RNA from Telopea speciosissima, 1515 nucleotides. Its product is annotated as mpv17-like protein. Gene Ontology annotation, cellular component: cytoplasm; membrane. The transcript has 7 exons. The coding region runs from base 66 to 1208 and encodes 380 amino acids. NCBI's taxonomy places the organism in Eukaryota, Viridiplantae, Streptophyta, Magnoliopsida, Proteales, Proteaceae. The record is from RefSeq and is a predicted model, not a curated record.
AGCUAGGAGAGACUAAAUCGGUUGAUCUCGCCCUUAUCAGUCGUUCUUCCCGAAUUCAGCCAGCCAUGGCUUCUGUAAAUAGUGUCGUAACCCAGAGAUUUCUUCCCAUCACAAAAUCUAUCAGAGGGUCGAGGCCUAGAUGCAGUUUUUCUGUAAAGGGUCUCUCUGGUUCGUCUCUGCAAAGCUUCUCCAUAUGUCACAAAUCAGAGAAUUCCAGUUUCUUGAGAGGAAAGAGAAGAGCCCUAUUUGUUGUUUCGGCUGCGGAUGAUCUCCAUGUAAUUCCAGUGCAGAGCAGUGAUUCGACGGACCAGCAAGAUGGAGUAGUAUCUGGAAUUGAAAGAGAAAGAGAAGGAGAUAGUAUAAACCAGGUUGGUGGGUUCUCUAAUGAGGGCCAGUUGUCAUUCGAGGGAGCUGGAGGGUUCUCUUCUUCUUCGUCCAAUCCAUCGGAGGGGAAGGGAGAGGAGGGAGAUAUUGAUAGGUUUAUUGAUAGAACAAUUAAUGCCACUAUUGUUCUUGCUGCUGGUACUUUCGCCAUCACUAAAUUGGUCACCAUCGACUGUGAUUACUGGCAUGGAUGGACUCUCUAUGAGAUACUAAGAUAUGCACCACAGCACAACUGGUCUGCUUACGAGGAAGCUCUGAAAGAAAAUCCUGUUUUGGCCAAAAUGGUGAUAAGCGGCAUUGUCUACUCCGUGGGAGAUUGGAUUGCACAGUGCUAUGAAGGAAAACCUCUUUUUGAGUUUGACAGAACACGGAUGUUCAGAUCAGGCCUUGUCGGGUUCUCUCUUCAUGGCUCCCUUUCUCACUAUUAUUACCAGUUCUGUGAGGCUCUUUUUCCUUUCCAGGACUGGUGGGUGGUCCCUGCUAAAGUUGCAUUCGACCAAACUGUAUGGGCAGCAAUUUGGAACAGCAUCUACUAUGUUGUACUAGGAUUCUUACGAUUUGAAUCCCCAGUCAGUAUUUUCAGUGAACUUAAGGCAACGUUUUGGCUCAUGCUCACUGCAGGAUGGAAGCUUUGGCCUUUUGCCCACCUAAUUACCUAUGGUGUGGUACCUGUGGAACAAAGGCUUCUUUGGGUGGACUGUGUGGAGCUAAUCUGGGUGACCAUACUCUCAACUUACUCAAAUGAGAAAUCAGAAGCGAGGAUCUCAGAGGAAUCGGUGGAAGUAAAAGCAAUUUCUUCCUCAAUUGAUAAUCCUCAGGAGUAAAUGAAGUGAGAACAACAACUGGUUGAGUUCAGUUCGAUGUUAUUGGUAAAUAAUUGAAAGCUUGCUCGUGAAUUCCUGGUUAAAAAAUUCUUGAAGUCAAUCACAGGCUCACAGCAGGUGGGAAAUGCAGCUGGACGAGGGCUUGUGGUUCAUCACAAACCUUACAUGGAAACUUGUAUAUUUAUCUUGUGUAACAAUAUCAUCCUUUUUCAUUUGCAUAUAGGAAUAUAGUUUUUCCUUGAUAUCAAUAAUCAAAUGUAUUUAACAGGUUCUAUUUAGAGCACACAUUCAAAAGAAGUUUCUUUCA